Molecule: messenger RNA, 153 nt
Organism: Perkinsus marinus ATCC 50983
Lineage: Eukaryota; Perkinsozoa; Perkinsida; Perkinsidae
Exons: 1
Source: RefSeq, a predicted model, not a curated record
CGCUACUACCACCAUCAUUAUCACGAGCACCAUUGCCGCAUCGGCUGCCGUCACAUCAUCAUCAUCGAGCAUCAUCCCUAACAACAACAGCAGCAGUAAGACGGAUAAGAAGAACAUCGGUGAUGCUGGUAGAGCAUUAUCCUCAUCAUCAUC